AUGGAACCGACCGAGAAGCGUAAAUUCGACGGGGAGGAUGGCGACACUCAAUCCAAUGCCCCCAAAAAAAGAGUGAUUGGGCCUUCGUUGCCCCCGUCUGCAUCGGCGCAACCUGAUCACGAAACCUCCGGCAGCGAAUCGGACAGCGAAAGCGACGACGACUUCGGCCCCAGUCUGCCUCCUCCUGCCGGCACGUCGAUAGCGCCCGUGGAACAGCCGGUCGGUCAAUCAGAUGCGCCAGCCCGCGAGAAGAAGGAGAGUCAGCGUGAUCAAUGGAUGCUGGCGCCCCCCGACGGGAGCGACUGGGCAAACAAGAUCGACCCUACGCAGAUCCGGAACCGAAAAUUCAAUACAGGCCGUUCUGCCCGCUCGGGAGGCUCAAAAGAAGUCGAUUCCUCGUGGGUAGAGACUCCGGAGGAGAGGAUGAGACGGCUGGGAGAUGCUGUGAUGGGAGUCGGCACACCAUCCGGUGACGCCAAGCAACCCAAAGCCUCCAGCACGGCUAGAGACAAGUCCAUGGAAGAGAGGAUCAAAAAGUACAAAGAACAGAGCGGAAAGAACAGCCGCCUUGAGAGUGCCGAAGCACGCAAGGAGGAGGACGACGAUCCCAGUGCGCGUGCAUUUGACCGCGAGAAGGACAUGGCAAUCUCAUCCAAAAUCUCCAAUGCGAAGCGGCGGGAAAUGGUGAAUAAAGCAAGCGACUAUAGUUCGCGCUUCAGCAAGGGCGCGUUUCUCUGA
Messenger RNA from Penicillium cinerascens, 738 nucleotides. Its product is annotated as GPALPP motifs-containing protein 1. Bases 1 to 738 code for a protein of 245 amino acids. The transcript is spliced from 2 exons. Lineage: Eukaryota; Fungi; Ascomycota; Eurotiomycetes; Eurotiales; Aspergillaceae. The record is from RefSeq and is a predicted model, not a curated record.